This is a messenger RNA of Trichomycterus rosablanca, 3187 nucleotides long. Its product is annotated as metabotropic glutamate receptor 4-like. Gene Ontology annotation, molecular function: adenylate cyclase inhibiting G protein-coupled glutamate receptor activity. The coding region runs from base 1 to 2751 and encodes 916 amino acids. The record is from RefSeq and is a predicted model, not a curated record. NCBI's taxonomy places the organism in Eukaryota, Metazoa, Chordata, Actinopteri, Siluriformes, Trichomycteridae. Gene Ontology annotation, biological process: regulation of synaptic transmission, glutamatergic; G protein-coupled glutamate receptor signaling pathway. Gene Ontology annotation, cellular component: plasma membrane. The transcript is spliced from 10 exons.
AUGUCUCCACCCUUGUUAAGUGGAGUCACAUGUCUCAGAUGUAAUGGCUUAUAUUCACUGCUGCUUCUUCUCAGUUUUAUCUCGGCCACGUCGGCAUCGAAACCCAAAGUCCCACCCCAGACACAUCCGAACUCUAUUCGUAUAGAUGGAGACAUUACUCUGGGGGGUCUUUUCCCAGUUCAUGCAAGAGGUCAUGGUGGAAAACCCUGUGGAGAACUUAAAAAAGAGAAAGGAAUCCAUCGUCUGGAGGCAAUGCUGUUUGCUCUGGACCGCAUCAACAACGACCACGACCUGCUGCCCAAUAUCACCCUGGGGGCACGGAUUCUGGACACCUGCUCCAGGGACACACAUGCACUGGAACAGUCACUGACUUUUGUCCAGGCACUUAUAGAGAAAGAUGGGAUUGAUGUGAAGUGUGCGGAUGGAGGAUCUCCUGUCAUUACAAAGCCGGAGAGGGUCGUGGGGGUCAUCGGGGCUUCCUCCAGCUCGGUGUCGAUCAUGGUGGCUAAUAUCCUGCGCUUGUUUAAGAUUCCCCAGGUGAGCUAUGCUUCCACUGCACCGGAGCUGAGCGACAACACACGCUACGACUUCUUCUCUCGAGUCGUUCCUCCAGACACCUAUCAGGCCCAAGCCAUGGUGGACAUAGUCCGCCACAUGGGCUGGAACUUUGUCUCCACUGUGGCAUCAGAGGGGAACUAUGGAGAAAGUGGUGUUGAUGCCUUUAUCCAGAGAUCCAGAGAGGACGGAACUGUGUGCAUCUCACAGUCAGUAAAAAUCCCUCGUGAGCCGAAACCAGGAGAGUUCGACAAAAUUAUUCACAACCUCAAAGAAAAGUCCAAUGCCAGGGUGAUUAUUAUUUUUGCGAAUGAAGAUGAUAUAAAGCGACUACUGCAGGCUGCAAAGAAAGCCAAUCAAACAGGCCACUUUAUUUGGGUGGGAUCAGACAGCUGGGGCUCUAAGAUCACCCCCGUGCUUCACCAGGAGGAGAUGGCAGAGGGGGCGAUUACUAUCCUACCCAAACGUCAGUCAAUCAGAGGGUUUGAUCAUUUCUUCAUUAGCAGAACACUGGAGAACAACAGAAGAAAUGUCUGGUUUGCUGAAUUCUGGGAGAACAAUUUUAACUGCAAGCUCAAUCGUCAUGCCUUCAAGAAAGGGACGGGCGUUAAAAAAUGCACAAAUCAGGAGAGAAUUGGAAAAGAUUCAGCGUAUGAGCAGGAGGGGAAAGUGAUGUUUGUGAUCAAUGCUGUGUACUCUGUGGCUCAUGCCCUCCAUAACAUGCACAGAGAUCUUUGUCCUGGCAAGGUGGGACUUUGCUCCAAAAUGGAUCCUAUCGAUGGAACUCUUCUCCUUAAGUACAUACGUAAAGUCAAUGUCACAGUCACAACUGGUAAUCCAGUGCAGUUUAAUGAAAACGGAGAUGCCCCAGGUCGUUACGAUAUCUUCCAGUACCAGAUAAAUAACAAAACCGCAGAGUACAAGAUCAUCGGCAACUGGAUUGACAAACUCAACUUGAAUAUGUCCAUGAUGCAGUGGCCAGGUGGUGUACGUCAAGUGCCGCCUUCAAUCUGCAGCCAGCCCUGCAAGCCAGGCUGGAGGAAGAAGAUCGUAAAGGGUAUACCCUGCUGCUGGCACUGUGAACGCUGCGAUGGCUACCAGUACCAGGCCGACCCGUUUACCUGCAAAAUGUGCCGCUUCGACCUUCGACCCAGCAAGAACCAAACAGACUGCCAGCCAAUUCCUAUCAUCAAGCUGGAGUGGAGUUCUCCCUGGGUCAUCAUACCUGUACUCAUUUCUAUUCUGGGCAUCAUGGCCACCCUGUUUGUGGUGAUCACCUUUAUACGCUUCAACGACACGCCGAUCGUCAAGGCAUCAGGACGAGAGCUUAGCUACGUCCUGCUGACUGGCAUCUUCCUCUGCUACGCCACCACCUUUUUGUUGAUCGCUACUCCUGACGUUGGACUCUGUUCAUUUAGACGCAUUUUCCUUGGCCUCGGAAUGAGUAUAAGCUAUGCUGCUUUGCUAACCAAGACAAACAGAAUUUACCGCAUUUUCGGACAGGGUAAGCUGUCUGUUAGUGCCCCACGGUUUAUCAGCCCGGCAUCGCAACUGGUGAUCACGUUCAUACUGAUCUCGGUUCAGCUCUUGGGAGUGUGUAUCUGGUUCAUGGUGGACCCCCCUCAGGCAUUUGUAGACUACGAGGAUCAGCGUGUGGCUAACCCAGUUCUAGCACGCGGUGUGCUAAAGUGCGAUAUCUCAGACUUAUCACUCAUCUGCCUUUUGGGGUACAGCAUGCUGCUCAUGGUCACUUGUACCGUCUACGCCAUAAAGACACGAGGGGUACCGGAGACCUUCAACGAGGCGAAGCCGAUUGGAUUCACCAUGUACACCACCUGCAUUAUCUGGCUUGCCUUCAUCCCUAUCUUCUUUGGGACGUCACAGUCGAUGGAAAAGAUGUACAUCCAGACGACCACUCUGACCAUCUCAGUAAGUCUAAGUGCCUCAGUGUCGCUGGGAUUGCUCUACAUGCCUAAAGUGUACGUGGUGCUUCUGCAUCCUGAACAGAAUGUGGCUAAGCGCAACGCUCGUAGCCUGAAGGCUGUGGUCACCGCUGCCACCAUGUCCAACAAAUUUAACCCCAGAGCGAGCCUGCGGCCCAACGGAGAGGCCAAGACCGAGCUGUGUGAAAGCCUGGAAACUGAAGGUCUCAGCACAAAACAAACAUACGUCAGCUACAGCAACCACGCAAUGUAACAAGGCAAAGGGGACACGGACAUCAAGAAGAUGGCACAUCACAGUUGACUGCUCUUGUGGUUUUUAUAUGGAUAAGAGUUAUAUUUAAAAAUGCAAGCAGCUGGCAAAAAAUAUUCUUGUGAAAACCAAAUAAAGACCCGGAAAGGACAGCUGAACAGGUCAAUACUAUUAUAAACAUAGCUCAUGACUAUCCCUAAAGAUGUGCCCAUCAAACCUCUACAAGGAGCGAGUCUGAGUCAAUGCCAUGGACCAAAUUAAACACAGUUUCGGUGCGGACAAGGCUAGAAGGACUUCUCUUAUUAAAGCAAAAAGAACCUUCCGUUGUUGUUUUGAACAGUGAUGCAUGUGUUAAACCAGAGAAUGUAAAAGUAAACAUGUAUGCAAUGCUACUUUGUUCUAUUUGAUCUCUGAACAAUUACUUGUCUAUUUGCUCAUU